AUGCCAAAGAAGAUACCCAUAGAGAAGAAAGUGACUAAGAAGAAAGAGAUAGACUGGCCGGCGCUGCGCCCUGUCCCCCCCACGGAAGACCUGUCUCUGUCUCCCAUCCUAGACGGGCAGAUAUACAUCAUCCGCAACCUGCUCUCCUCAAGCCUAUGCAAGACCUACAUCUCCUUCCUCUCCUCUCUCCCCCUCGUCACCACUCCCAACAAGCCCAAGAAAGACGAAGCACUGCGCGUCAACGACCGGUUCCAGGUCGACGACGCCCUCUUCGCCGAGAGACUGUGGUCUGACACCGCGCUGAAGCAGCUUGUCUCUGACGCCAGCGUAGACUGGGACGGCGAUGUGGUGGGUCUGAAUCCGAAUAUUCGCGUAUACAGAUAUACCAAGGGCCAGUUCUUUGGACAGCACUACGACGAGUCUGUGGUGACGGUAAAGGGGAAGACGACGUGGACGCUGCUGGUCUAUCUGAGUCGGUGUUCGGGUGGAGAGACGGCGUUUUACCCUGAGGGUGAGAAGGGAAAGAGGCAGCCAGAGCCGAUAGUGGUGGGCAUGGAGGUCGGUAUGGCGCUGCUGCAUCGGCAUGGUGAUGGAUGUCUACUUCACGAAGGCAGGGAGGUGACUGGGGGAGAGAAGUGGGUGGUUCGAAGUGAUCUGGUAGUUAAACGAUAG
Messenger RNA from Arthroderma uncinatum, 672 nucleotides. RefSeq lists its product as uncharacterized. The transcript is spliced from 2 exons. The record is from RefSeq and is a predicted model, not a curated record. The coding region runs from base 1 to 672 and encodes 223 amino acids. Gene Ontology annotation, cellular component: endoplasmic reticulum. NCBI's taxonomy places the organism in Eukaryota, Fungi, Ascomycota, Eurotiomycetes, Onygenales, Arthrodermataceae. Gene Ontology annotation, molecular function: L-ascorbic acid binding; iron ion binding; procollagen-proline 4-dioxygenase activity. Gene Ontology annotation, biological process: peptidyl-proline hydroxylation to 4-hydroxy-L-proline.